Messenger RNA from Mucor velutinosus, 1548 nucleotides. RefSeq lists its product as uncharacterized. Gene Ontology annotation, molecular function: transmembrane transporter activity. Gene Ontology annotation, biological process: transmembrane transport. Bases 1 to 1548 code for a protein of 515 amino acids. The record is from RefSeq and is a predicted model, not a curated record. Lineage: Eukaryota; Fungi; Mucoromycota; Mucoromycetes; Mucorales; Mucoraceae. The transcript is spliced from 3 exons.
AUGAAAUCAAGAGAGAGGCACUCCCUUGAAUUGCCCAUCGGCAGCAAUACCCCAAUCCAUCAUCAUGAGGACACUAUGCAACAUUGGGAAAAAUGGCAAUAUUUAGUGCCCCGUUGGAGUAGCCCUGAACUAUCCUCAAUCGUAUCUACCACGGCAACUGCAUCCGUUGUUUCCCAGCAAGACAAGCAUUGUGAAUGGGAUGAUGAACAUGAUGAGGAAAAGACAAUCGGGGAUACGGAUCAUGACCAUCACAUGAACGAAGUUGAGAAAAAGGCACUGAUUUCAUUGUGCAAAUCGCUGAUGCUGUAUGGAGCCCCAUGCCAUCGCAUAGAAGAAGCACUAGAGCAUGUAUCAAAAGCACUAUCACUGCACGCCACCUUCAUCUUUAUACCCGGCAUCAUGAUGAUGACAUUUUACAACACACCCAUCGAUGAGUCAACCACCACAACGCCAUUGUUUCCAUGGCAACAAUGCUACUGCCACUCUCAAACCAUCCUUGUGCAGUGCCCUCAGGGCUUUGAUAUGGGAAAGCUGACCAAAGUCAAUCGGAUCAUUCAACGCAUGUGUUUAAAGCAAGAGGAAGAACAUCAUAUGUCUGUGGUACAGAGCAUCCAGUCAUUACAAGAAAUCUUUCAAGCUAAACCAACCUGGAAUGCCUGGAUAACCCUGCUAUCAUACACACUCAGCAGCUUAUUUACAUCGCUCAUCAUGUUUCAUGGGACACUCAUAGAUACGGCACUCAGUGGUGCUCUUGGGCUGCUCGUCGGUUUAUUGAUUCUACUAUCCGAACGAUACACAGCGUACUGCAAUAUAUUUGAGAUCUCGACAACAGUAUUGAUUGCGUUUAUCGCAAAGGCAUUGGAUCAAUGGAUAUGCUUUACGGGUGUUGUGUUGUCAGCUACUUCCAUUUUGAUACCAGGAUAUACGUUAACCAUGUCCAUCAUGGAGCUAUCCGCACGCCAUGUCAUUACUGGCACUGUCCGAUUUGUAUAUGCCAUGAUCUAUGCACUGUUUAUAGGCUACGGGUUGGAGAUUGGAACCAGUUUGUACGAAGCAGUAGAUGCACAUUCUUCGCCAUCUGUGUUUGAUGUAUGCAAGGGCCAUGCACCAUCCUGGCUUCAUAUCUGCUUAUUUCCUUUGAUGGCAAUCAGCAUGUCUAUCAAUCUAGGGGCGACCAUGCGACAAUGGCCUUCCAUGGUAUGCUGCUCUGCGAUUGGAUUUGGUGUAUCUGUGCUAUCGAGUAAAGUCAUCGCCAAUUUUCAGAUUGUGGGCACCAUAAGUGCUUUCUCGGUUGGUUUAUUUGGAAACUUUUACUUUAAAUUGACAGGUGAUCUUGCGCUAGUGCCUCUAUCAUGUGGUAUUGCAUCGCUAGUACCAGGAAGUAUUGGAAUUCAGGGCGCUUAUUUCUUGAUCCGCCAAGAUGAUCAAGGAAUCUCGUUUGCUACACAAAUGGUAGUGGCUUCCCUGGGUAUUGCAGUCGGCUUGUUUGCAGCUACGUUGGCUGUAUCCGCUAGUGAGCGAAAAAGAGCUGCGUAUUUGUCAUAUUAA